CAACUAAGAAAAGGUCAGCGCUAACUUUCUCUACGGUCAUGGUGUCCCUGACUUUCGAAAGCCUUCCGGUGGAGUUGGUCGAAGAAGUUGUUAGUUGGCUAGACCUCCACGAUCUCUGUGCACUGCGUCUGACUGGACGCACUGUCUCUUCAAAAUCAUCCAAUGCUACCUUUCGGAACUAUUUCCUUUCCAAGAAGUUGGAAAUCGCAGAAGCCCCGCUUGGAAACUUUGCUCUCGUUACCAAACCCGGACGUUUCGGCCUCUGGAUCCAGCAUCUCACUCUGUAUGCAAUCACUAAAGAUGAUGAUACCGGAGGAAUAUCCCUCGCCAGUCCUAGGGUCAUCGAGUUACUAGCGCAAGGCUUCCUGAACAUACGCGAUAAUUCCCCGCAUGGUGGACCCUUGUCUAUCACUCUCAAGAUAUUUGGGGACGGCUAUAUGAGGGAUUUUGCUGCUCCAGUGUUCAAUGUGACCCUGUCAGCCCUGAGGGGUACUGGACUGCCCAUUAGAUCAUUGGAUGCGUUUGCGGAAGGUUAUUCCCACAACUACGGGGGUUUCUGUAGUAUCCCUUUCAGCGAGAUCACAGGGGCAUUUUCCGGCGCCGGCGCGGCAGACCUACACGGCCUUGCGAAGACCUUCCAGCCGUGCACGAAAUUAUGCCUAAGCUUGGCGCACCAUAUACAUACAAACGACUCCAAUAGUAUCCGAGAGCUACAUAACGACAAUGAAGACGAAGAUCUGGAAUUGCCACCGAGUUACGAGGAAGCCAGAGUAAAUACCCAGAAACUUUGUGACCUUGUGGGCCUAUGCCCCACUCUCGAAGAGCUGUAUUUGGUGUGGGAGUAUGAUGACUUCGAAGAGACAGCCGGGGUCAGGGAAGAAUUGUACUUCUUCUCUCGGUUAGCAGUAUCAUGCCAAUUCCCGAGCUUGAGGCAGUGUACAUUGCACAAUAUCCGAAUGUCCGAGGAAGCGCUCCUAACCUUCUUUCGCCAACUUACUCGGCUGGUGUAUUUGAGGUUGGAAUAUGUAACCGUUGAAGGUGGAUUCGACGACCUAUUCAGACUUUUGUCUACUUCAAUGCCCGAAUUGAAUUACUUGCAUCUCCGAGGCCUUUAUUCUUCGUCUGGGACCCUUCGCUUCUUGAACGAACACCCCGAGAAUAGACUGAGGCAUCCAACCGGUCGUGCACCACCUGUCGAUGAUAUCCGGGCUGUGCCAUUUGGACUGGAGAACAACAAGAGCCGUGCUUGGUACCCUAGAGCUGCGAUGUCAACUAGGAUGACGACCCUGAUGUCCCCAAAUGCCGGAUCUUAUGCGCCCCUACACAGAGUGAUUGCUCAAAUAGCCUUACCACACGCAAUUAUAGGAUUCGUCUCAACCACACAGCAAGUGAUGGUAUCAAUGAUGACCGUGAUCACAUUGACACAGGACUCUAUGAUACCGAAAAGACGAGUCACACGGACGAAUAUUUUUGGCGAGUUACUUGGGCUCGUGGAAUUCGAUGAUGAUAACCUUUCAGUGGAUUCCUCUGUCGCCGAGCAAAUAACAUUUAGAAAUGCCCCUUUCCAAGUUGGCACGACUGGGCUCGAAGGGUGUACUGUGGUGACUGUUGUAUCAAAGCGAGCCGUCUACAUGGCGCACUACUGGGAACGCGAAAGUUGGUCUAGCUCGUACUGGUUCCCAAGACGCAUCAUCAACUUUAUCGCUGGCCGGAAUCCAAAUCAGGGAGUUGGUCCUGCCCUCAACCCGGCACUAUUCAACCGCCCUACCGACGACACGCGGAUCUAUAUCAUGCACCCCCGCAAGGGUGGCGCAAAGACGACGUACACUUCGCCAAAUUACCCAAAGAAGUUUAAACGAUUGAGAAGCUUGCUCAACGAAGAGCUUCUUCCCGGCGUACCCACAGCGACUUGGUUCUAUAUCCCUGUCGCCAACCCGGGAAACGUGCCCGAUCCCAUUGCUGAUCAGCCAUGGAGACGACACGCCGUCUUCCAAUAUGACCCGCGAGCGCAUGGUACAAGAAGCAAAGGAUGGAGGCUCUUCUACGAGGAUCAUUAUUUCGAUGAUACAAAUCCCCCUCCUGGUACUGACUCUGCCAAUGGAAUUCCGGAUAUCCCAUGA
Messenger RNA from Aspergillus neoniger CBS 115656, 2120 nucleotides. Its product is annotated as F-box protein. The transcript has 5 exons. Gene Ontology annotation, molecular function: protein binding. Bases 39 to 2120 code for a protein of 693 amino acids. The record is from RefSeq and is a predicted model, not a curated record. Lineage: Eukaryota; Fungi; Ascomycota; Eurotiomycetes; Eurotiales; Aspergillaceae.